This is a messenger RNA of Stegostoma tigrinum, 2614 nucleotides long. RefSeq names its product MORN repeat containing 3 (gene morn3). The record is from RefSeq and is a predicted model, not a curated record. The transcript is spliced from 5 exons. Bases 278 to 1003 code for a protein of 241 amino acids. Lineage: Eukaryota; Metazoa; Chordata; Chondrichthyes; Orectolobiformes; Stegostomatidae.
CACAAGGAGCGUCAGCGACGGCGGGGAUUGUUAAACAUCCUCUUGUAGCCUCGCUGUUGCUGAUAUGCACGAGUGCCGAUUUUCUGCAGGUCUUUCCGAUAACGAGUUGCCAAGGGUUUUCGAGUGAAAACGGGUCCAUUUCCAUUAAACUCGUCUUGUGAAAGACAGGUAAAGAGACCCAGUCUCGGCCUCUCCUCCUUCAGCCGGGAGUGUGCAACGCUUUGCCUCCUUCUCACAAGUUAAAUUCUUCCAUAGCUGUUUUUUGUUAUAAAAGAAUAUGCCAUUUCUGAGGCCUCGGAAGCCCAAAGAAAAUCGGUGGCAUGAGUGGGAUCGAAUUGCACAGAAAAACGGUUUAAAAAGCACCGUCUACUCAUUAGGCGGGGACGAGUAUACAGGAGAGUGGCUGGACAAUAAAAAACAUGGAAAGGGAACACAGAAAUGGAAAUCUAGUGGAGCCAUAUACAAUGGUGACUGGGAAUAUGGAAAGAGAAAUGGUUUCGGGACUUACAGUGUACCAGAUCCAAUCAGUGGGGAAUAUAAAAAGGUCUAUUCAGGAGCAUGGAAAAAUGACAAAAGACACGGGUUAGGAACUAACUUUUACUCAGAUGAUGACAUUUAUGAGGGCCAUUGGUACGCUGACAAGAGAAAUGGCUGGGGUAGAAUGUACUAUGCAGAUUGCUCUACUUAUGAGGGUGAAUGGUUUGAUGACACUCCCAAUGGUCAGGGAAUGCUUCGUCUGGCCAAUGAAAACCGCUAUGAAGGCUUCUGGAAAAAUGGAAAGAAACAUGGAACAGGAAAGUUUUUCUUCUUUGAGAAAGGCCAAAUGUAUGAAGGUGUGUGGGUCGACGACAUUCCAAAGUGUGGAAAAAUGAUUGACUUCGGUCGAGAAGAUGCAAUUAAUCCUACUUCCUAUCCAAUACCUCAGAUUAAGCUACGCAAUCCAACUUAUGUUUUAGAGACAGCCAGAUCAAGGUUUCUGGAUAAAAAUGAAGAAGAUACGUAAUCGUUGAUUCCUCUCUUCCACAAGUUCAAGACAGCAAAAUUCAAACCACGUAAAUGACUGUCCUUUUCAGAAUGGCACAUAUAAUCAAUCUCACAUACACUAACUUUAAAUUUGCCUUUGGUAAAAUACUCAACUACACUUACUUGUGAACAAUGCAUAUGCAAAUUUGCAAAGAUUUUCUACAACAAUUCCAAAGAAAACCUUUUGAUAAAGCAUCCAUCUGUAGCAAAAGAAUAAUCUGCAGUGUUUGAAUUGAAUAAUCUGGUGGAUAAACACUCAUCUGUUACUAGGUAAAUAGAGAUUCUUUGAGGAUUCUCCACUGCAUGAAUAUUUUGGUGCUGUUGUCUGCAUCUUCAAAUCAUAAUUUGAUCCUAAUCUGCUUUUUUUUUGUACUUCCAUUUCUAUUUGCCUUAAUCCCAUCCUUUAAGACUUUCAUAUUUCCACUCUUCCUUGAGCUUGCACAAUAUACUUUCUCUUGGCUUAUGCCAAUUGCAUUGUUAUUUAAGCAACUUACAUACUACAAUCCAGUGUAGGGACAGGCCUUUCAACACACCAAGCCUGCACCUGUUCCUUAUCUUUAUUUAGACUGCUACUUAUUGCUCAUACGUGACUUCUAUCUCUCUGUUCACCUCCUGUUCAUGUGUUUAUCAAGGCAUGCCUUCAAUGUUGCUAAUGUGCCUGCUUCCACCAUCUGCACUGGCAGUGCAUUCCAUCCUGUGUGUGAAUAAAUUUUUCCUCCCCUCACCUUGAACCUGUACCCUCUUACAGUUGACCUUUUCACCUGGGAAUAAGCCUCUGACUAUCCACUCUAUAUCUUUUAAUUUUGUAGAUCUCUAUCAGGUUACCCUCUUUCACUGGAAUAACAGAGUUUAUCCAACCUCUCUUCAUAAGUAAAACUCUUUUCAUCAGACAUCCUGGUAAACCUUCUAUGCGCCCUCUCCAAAACAUUCACAUCCUCUGGUAGCAUAGCAACCAGAACUGCAUGCAAUAUUCCAAAUACGGCCUAACUAAAGUUUUAUACAGCUGUAACACGACUUGCCAACCUUUAUAUUUGGUGCCCUGACUGAUGAAGGCAAGCAUGCUGACUGCUUUCUUGACCAUCUUGUCCACUGUUGCCAUUUUCAGAAAUCUGUGGGUCUCUUAUGCACAGAUCCCUCCAUAUGUGAGUGCUCCUAAGGAUUCUGCCAUUUGUUUUAUAAUUUUCAGCUGAACUUAAUCUUUCAAAAUGCAUCACUUCACAUUUGUCCAGAUUAAACUGCAUCUGCCAUUUUGCUGCCCAAAUCUGUAAUCUACCUGUAUCCUGGUGUAUUCUUUGACAGUCCUACUCACUGUUUGCAACUCUGCCAACUUUCGUGUCAUCCUCAAACUUACUCAUCAGAUCACCUACAUCUUCCUCCAGAUCACUCCAACAUAUUACAAACACAAGGUCUCAUAAGUGAUCUUUUCUUUUCUCCCCCCAGCUUCUUUUUGUUGAGUUCCUUAAAAUUUUGUUCCUCUAUAAAAAUAUGCUUCAGUUUGGAUGAAGGUCAUACCCAAAAUACUGACUCAGCUAAAGAUUUGGUGGCUCUCAUCCUUUCAAUUUAAGGUUUCCAGCUUAUUGCAGUUUUUGUA